GAGCCAAUAAUUGAAUCGAUCGUGUCGUCUGAUGAUUCACUGGGAGACGGUCCCUUUGUUUUCCUAUCACCUUCGUGUAUGAAUACCUGACGGUGACAAGGUCGUAUAAAACCAAGUGAGGGCAUAGUAGGCGUCUCUUGUCACAGUCAGGAAGUUGAACUAAUUAAACGUUUCCCAGGCGUAGGGUGUGGUGAUAGAGUAAUCAAAAUGUCGUCAGCUUCAGGAGUAAAAAUAUUAGACACAGUUAUCGAAGACUAUCAGAAAUUGCAGAAAGACCAGACACUCAAAUACAUCAUCUUCAGCAUUAAAGCACACAAUGGAAAAGACUACAGUGCUAUUGAUGUUCACUGUAAAUCAGAAGAGAAGAAGCGUAGCAAAGAGGAAGAUAUAAGUGAACAAGAAACUUUGUUUGAGGAGUUUACAGAGCAUUUGAGAGAGGCAGAAAAGGCAAAUGAAUGCCGCUAUGGUCUCUUUGAUUUCUGCUGUAGAGACAGUGCUGGUCAUCCCAGACAGGGUAUUGUGUUUAUUGCCUGGUCACCAGAAAAUGCCAAGACCAAAGAAAAAAUGGUGUAUGCCAGCAGCAGAGAUGCACUUCAGAAGAAAUUUGAUGGUGUGAAAGUAAUCAUACAGGCCACAGAUUAUGAUGAAAUUGACAAAGAUGUAGUUGAGAAAGAACUUGUGAGAAAGCUUUAUUCAUAAACCAGAUGAGUGAGAGCUUUGACUGUAAUUUAGGACCUGUAUCCCACAAAGACUAUUGUCUUAGCAUGUGUUAAAUACUGAUGUAAAUUAUUUUUUGCAUUGAAGGAGAUAGAAAAAUAGCAAGAACAAUAAACAAUUUUUUAUUAAAACAGGAACGAAUGAUGGUUUGGACCUAAAUUUAAAUAAUACAUAGAAAUCCAAAAAAACUGAAAAUAUCUAUGACUCCAGUACAAGAGGUGAAGAUCAACUGCUUUAUGCAAUCCAUGCACCUUGCCCUACCCAAACCAGUUUGAAGGUUUUAAAAGGAGAGAAA
Messenger RNA from Lingula anatina, 1012 nucleotides. RefSeq lists its product as uncharacterized. Gene Ontology annotation, biological process: actin filament depolymerization. Gene Ontology annotation, molecular function: actin binding. Gene Ontology annotation, cellular component: actin cytoskeleton. NCBI's taxonomy places the organism in Eukaryota, Metazoa, Brachiopoda, Lingulata, Lingulida, Lingulidae. The record is from RefSeq and is a predicted model, not a curated record.